AUUUACCGAAGAAGAGUGUGGACAGUAGCAGAGCAGUGGAAGAAAGGAAAAAUGCAUUCGUACGGUUACAGAGUCAAUGCUUUGUUAACCUUCGCCAUAACCAUUCUGGCCGUUAUGUCCGCCAUGGCUUCUCUCUCCGAUAACCUCAAUUCCCCCACUCCCUUUGUGCAUGCUCAGGUCACCAACAUUAACUGGUUUCAGAAACAGCCCAACGGCGACGACGAGGUCAGCAUGACGAUGAAUAUAUCAGCAAAUUUGCAGUCUCUUUUCACAUGGAACACAAAACAGGUUUUUGUAUUUUUAGCUGCUGAGUAUGAAACCCCUAAGAAACCCUUGAAUCAGAUAUCGCUGUGGGAUGGUAUAAUUCCUUCAAAAGAUCAUGCUAAGUUUUGGAUUCAUACAUCCAAUAAGUACCGCUUCAUUGAUCAGGGAAGCAAUUUGCGCGGUAAAGAAUUUAAUUUGACAAUGCACUGGCAUGUUAUGCCCAAGACUGGCAAAAUGUUCGCUGACAAAAUAGUUAUGCCAGGAUAUAAAUUGCCAGAGGAAUACAGAUGAAGCUUGCAUUUGUUAAUGUAUUGAAGUAACUUUAACCUUUCCUAUAACGGAUCUGAAGGUUAGCAAAAAAACUACAAUUUGGGAAAGGAUAAGUUGUUUGCCAAAAGUUAAAAUGAAAAUAGUUGGAGUAUUAUGAAACAUUUCCGCGUGUUCUUGUGUUCUAUUGCGUUGGACCGAACAUUUUCUUUAUUUUUUUGAGGAAUACUGACACUCUAUGAUAGUUGGUAUUCAUUAGAAAUUAUUAAUUUCGAUGGAUCUUACUUCUCUUCAA
This is a messenger RNA of Glycine soja, 826 nucleotides long. Its product is annotated as signal peptidase complex subunit 3B-like. Gene Ontology annotation, biological process: protein targeting to ER. Gene Ontology annotation, cellular component: signal peptidase complex; membrane. NCBI's taxonomy places the organism in Eukaryota, Viridiplantae, Streptophyta, Magnoliopsida, Fabales, Fabaceae. The transcript is spliced from 6 exons. The coding region runs from base 52 to 555 and encodes 167 amino acids. The record is from RefSeq and is a predicted model, not a curated record.